GAUCAGUUGCCACUUUGCCAGCAAGUGCCUGAGUACAAAUCAUUGCUCUGAAAUCAAUUUUUUUUUUUUAAAACAGCAGUGAUGAAUUCAAUUAAGAUUGCAUUACAAAAGAUACCUAAAGAUGUUAUCAAGGCGAAAAAAUUUCAUCUUUCUAGGGGUAUUUCAAGUAGUGCUGUAGGACCUUUAACCCAAUUUACUGAAGAUGAAAUGUUAAUGAAAGAAACUGUGGCAAAACUAGCUAAAGAUGAGAUAUUACCCUUGGUAAAAAAAAUGGAAAAAGAAGGAAAAAUCGACGAUGGUCUUUUAAAAAAAUUAUUUGAAAAUGGAGUAAUGGGAUUAGAAAUACCAACAGAAUAUGGUGGUGCUGGAAGUAAUUUCAUGUCAACAAUAUUAUCCGUUGAAGAAAUAGCCAAAGUUGAUGGUUCUGUUGCUGCUCUUGUUGACAUUCAUAACACCCUCGUUAAUUCUCUCAUAAUGAAAGUUGGCACAGACGAACAAAAAGCCAAAUAUUUACCAAAAUUAGCUCAACAAUUUCCAGGAAGUUUUUGUCUAACUGAGCCAAAUUCUGGAUCCGAUGCAUUUUCUUUAAAAACCGAGGCUAAAAAAGAUGGUAAUCAUUAUGUAAUUAAUGGAUCAAAAAUGUGGAUAUCAAAUUCUGAUAUUGCUGGUGUAUUUAUCGUCUUUGCAAAUGCCAAUACAUCAGCGGGUUAUCGAGGGAUCACAACAUUUUUUGUUGAUCGAGAAAUGGAGGGUGUGACUAUUGGUAAACGUGAAGAUAAAUUGGGUAUUAAAGCAUCAGGAACAUGUAUGGUACAUUUUGAAAAUGUUAGAGUACCUGAAGAUAAUAUACUUGGUGAAUUUGGAAAAGGAUAUAAAUAUGCUGCUUCAUUUUUGAAUGAAGGAAGAAUUGGUAUUGGUGCACAAAUGAUUGGAAUAUCACAAGGUGCAUUUGAUGCAACAAUUCCAUAUACACUUGAAAGAAAACAAUUUGGAAAUUCUAUAUUUUCAUUUCAGUCAAUGCAACAUCAAAUUGCUCAAGUACAUGCUGAAUUAGAAGCAGCGAGACUUUUAGUUUAUAAUGCUGCAAGAUUAGUUGAGGCUAAACAAGAAUUUGCUAAAGAAGCUGCAAUUGCAAAAUUAAUUGCUUCAGAAACUGCUCUCAAGGUCACAGCAAAGUGUAUAGAUUUUAUGGGUGGUGUUGGUUUUACAACUGAUUUUCCACAAGAAAAAUUCUUUAGAGAUUGUAAAAUUGGAACUAUUUAUGAAGGAACAAGCAAUAUGCAACUAUCAACAAUUGCCAAACACAUUAAAAAAGCUUAUUCGUAAUUUUUUUUAAUAUAAAUAUCAAUUAAUCAUUUAAACAACUGCCAAUUUGUGCAUUCAUCAAAUUUUUUAUUUAAUUAUUCAAAUAAUUAUUUGAUUUUUUUUUUAUUUUACAUUCAUUCAGACUGUACCAUAAAAAGUAUACGCUCAUAUUUUAAUAAAAAUAAAAAAAUAUAUUAUACUUACAACAAUUGUUUUAGCAAAAAUUAAUUUUACUAAAUUUCGAUUUUUUUUUUUCUUAUGAAUGUUUCUUUAUUUUUAUAUGAUAAUUUCGAAACAAAAUUUAAUAUUAUAAUAUUUUGCAUAAAUGUAUAAAAAUGAAUUAAAUAUUAUUAUUAAUAAUAAAAAUA
Aphidius gifuensis is the source of this 1673-nucleotide messenger RNA. Its product is annotated as short/branched chain specific acyl-CoA dehydrogenase, mitochondrial. The transcript is spliced from 8 exons. The coding region runs from base 82 to 1326 and encodes 414 amino acids. Gene Ontology annotation, molecular function: acyl-CoA dehydrogenase activity; flavin adenine dinucleotide binding. Gene Ontology annotation, cellular component: mitochondrion. Lineage: Eukaryota; Metazoa; Arthropoda; Insecta; Hymenoptera; Braconidae. The record is from RefSeq and is a predicted model, not a curated record.